UCUGAGUCGGACAUCUUCGCCGGGUUUACUCAAGUUGAGUUAGACCUCAUUGCCAUUUAUGCUCAACCCACUCCGGACCUCAUUUUUACGUUCGACGACAUUCCCGAGAUUCCCCGUCAGCUUUGCUCUCGGUUCAAGGUUGAGGAGCCAGCCAGUACCCCUCUCAAGCGCAAGGUCAAGGAGACAGCUGAGACAGCCGACGCAAUGUCCGACAUCGAUGCCACCAGCGCCACCUCGGCUGCCGGCGAUCAGGCCAAUCCCGCCGCUGCUUUGGGUGACAAGAACACCGUUGGCCUUAAGAAGGUCAAGAAGCAGAAAGUCCUCCUCAUGGGCAAGAGUGGCUCUGGAAAGUCCAGUAUGCGAAGCAUCAUCUUCAGCAACUAUCUAGCUAGAGACACCCGCCGACUGGGCGCGACCAUUGACAUUGACCUCUCUCACGUCAAGUUCCUGGGCAAUCUGACGCUCAACCUCUGGGACUGCGGUGGCCAGGAGGCCUUCAUGGAGAACUAUCUCUCCCAGCAGCGUGCGCACGUCUUCUCCAAUGUCGGCGUGCUCAUCUACGUCUUUGACAUUGAGAGCCGCGACGUGGACCGCGACCUCGCCACCUACGUUAACAUCGCCAGCGCGCUGUUCCAGUAUUCGCGGGAGGCCAAGGUCUUUGUCCUCCUCCACAAGAUGGAUCUCAUCCAGCCAAGCACCCGCGAGGCCGUCUUCGACAACCGGGUCACUGUCAUCCGCAAGAAGACGGCCGAGGCCAUAGCGAUCGUGCGCAAACAGAAGCCCGACAUGGCGGCCGGGGCUUCGGCCCUCGCGGCCGUCGACCUCGAGAUGCAGGCCUUCGCCACCAGCAUCUGGGACCAGUCCCUGUACAAGGCCUGGGCCUCCAUCAUCCACGACCUGGUCCCGAACCUCUCGCUCAUUGAGCAGCAGCUCGCUAGCCUCGGCGUGGCCAUCGACGCCGAGGAGAUCCUCCUAUUCGAACGCACAUCGUUCCUCGUCGUCUCCAAGUGGUCCUCCACCGAGGGGGAGCGCAACCCCUUCGGCGACCGCUUCGAGCGCCUCUCCAACAUCCUCAAGUCGUGGAAGCACACGUGCUCAAAGUUCACCGGCACCCCGCGCAACGCCGAGCAGUUCACCGACUUUGAGUACAAGGCCGGCGCCAACUUCGCCCUCUUCAUCACAAAGUUCACCACAAACACCUACAUCCUCGUCUGCAUGCCCCCCGGCGAGGCCCGCUUCAACAGUGCGAAGCUCAACGUCUCCAUCGCCCGCUCCUGGUUCCGCUUCCUCGACGGGCCACCCACCGCCACUGUCGCCGCGAGUCCCGCCUCCUCCGGCAAUUCGCAGCAAAUUGCUGCUGGUGCUGCUGCCGGCGCUUCAGGCGCUGCUGCUGACUACAACGCCGCCGGCCCGUCCUCGGAAGCUUGAUUUGACUUGAUCCCCUUAUCCGCGGCCGCCCGGCCCCCAGUCCGACGAUCUUGUCUUUCUAAGAUCGCGGUUACGACGUUGAUGACUUCUGGGUUCCAUAGUUCUUUUUUUAACAACCAAAUAAGGGCAUCAUGCGGGGAAAAAAAAUCGGGAUCGGGUUUGCAUCGUUUGGGAGGUUUUCCAUCACCGGGUCAUGAUACCUAAACAUGGAGCAAGGCGUUUUUUUCUUUUUUUUUUGCUAAUAUCAUAGGUAGUUCACCAUGGGUCUUCAGUUAGGAUGGCCCCAAAUGGGUCUCGGGCCAAAUAAAGGGACAUCUGCAUAAUUCUAC
Molecule: messenger RNA, 1757 nt
Organism: Phialemonium atrogriseum
Lineage: Eukaryota; Fungi; Ascomycota; Sordariomycetes; Cephalothecales; Cephalothecaceae
Product: Gtr1/RagA G protein conserved region-domain-containing protein
Exons: 2
Coding region: 205-1428 (407 amino acids)
Biological process (GO): cellular response to starvation; negative regulation of autophagy
Cellular component (GO): Gtr1-Gtr2 GTPase complex; fungal-type vacuole membrane; nucleus
Molecular function (GO): GTP binding; GTPase activity
Source: RefSeq, a predicted model, not a curated record